GUUGAAAGGGGGACGAGAGGGGUGAAAGAGGGUGGCUCUGGAAAGGGUGGACCCUCCAAGUGUCUUGUCUCCUAUCAUCUUGUCGUCCAGGGUAUCGCUUACGAAUGUCGCGCGAUCGAGCGAUCCGUCUCCGAUCCAACACGACCAGCGACGUCCUGCCGUCGGAGGCGUCGCGACCAACCCGCUAGCCUACACCGUGCCGCACAGUUUACCAUUGCCAGCGUGUAUUGCUCUCCGCUUGAUAUGAGACGCGAGCCGCGAUUCGAACCGCUCCGCGUGUCGGAUAGACCGUGCUCUGCCGUCGGACCGUCGACGGGCGACCAACAGCGUCCCAUGCUCUUCUGACGGGACGAACGCGUCGCGCAACCAGCCGUGUUCAGUGGAACGGGUGACUGUCUGCCACCUGAAUCGUGCGCCAUUCCACGGAAAAUCGAACUCGAGAAAACUGUCGCGUUCCAUUCAUCGGGAAUCCGUGAACGUCGCUGCUGGAACGGGCACUUUGGACGCGAACCAAGCAUGUCCGGUGAAACGGAGAUCGAGGUGUCCGUGGUGUCCGAAGAGGAUUUGGAACUGGAAGGUUCGAGGAGCAGCUCGACGCCGGCCGAGCUGCUUCUGCAGGAGAAGAACGGCAAGUCCGGCUGCGGACUGAACAAUCACCAUUCGUUUAGCUUCGACGUGGGCAAGCCGGCGCUCAGGCCCGCCUGUAACCCUCAGUACACGUCCUUCAGCAUCUCCAGCAUCCUUGGAAGGCCCGAGUCGCCUCCUAUAGACUCCACGUCGACCGUGUCCGUCGAGAGGCGAUCGUCGGACGUCGACCGAGGCUCGCCAUUGCCAGCGGCGAACGCUCAGAACUCGCAGAGGAUCGGCUCCUCCUGCGACAGCCCUGCCAGAGGAUUGUCCUCGCCCACGUCCUUGAGAUACUCGAGCAACCAAAGAGGCACGUCGACGGUCGGCCACGCGGUUGAAAACAGGAGCAACUCGACGAGUAUGGGGAUUGGAUGUGCUACCAGUGCUACCAGCCCGGCAUCCACGUUCUCUCCGCCCAGCGACGCCGCUGCGAACCCUUUGCUCGGUCACCAAGCGUCGGCCGACUUGGCCAUGCUGUCGAGAUUGGGCCUGAUGUCGUCGUUGAUAGCGGGCCGAUAUCCGGUCGGGAUCGGCGUCGGCGGUGUGUUCUUUCCGUCGACGUUGCAGCACCUUCACCAGCAACAGCAACAUCAGCAUCACUCGCGGCUGGCGGCCGCGUCGUCGGCGUUGAGCAACGCGGUUCAAGUCACCGGCCAAUCGGACAUCGUCGAUGCCGACGGCAUCCGCGGUGUGCUACCCGGUGGCGCCGGUUGGCCGUUUCCAUGGAGGCCGACGCACGGCCUGCAGACGCUUGAACAUCCGUCGCCGAGCGACGUCGUCGGUACCCUGAGCCGUGUUAGUCCCGCUUCCGCCACCUUUCCCCAAAGGGGAUAUCUUGCAGAGGAACGAGUAUUUUGGAAUCUCUUGGAGCAUUAA
Molecule: messenger RNA, 1503 nt
Organism: Frieseomelitta varia
Lineage: Eukaryota; Metazoa; Arthropoda; Insecta; Hymenoptera; Apidae
Exons: 3
Coding region: 517-1503 (328 amino acids)
Source: RefSeq, a predicted model, not a curated record